Messenger RNA from Scheffersomyces stipitis CBS 6054, 1728 nucleotides. RefSeq lists its product as uncharacterized. Gene Ontology annotation, biological process: formation of translation preinitiation complex; translational initiation. The transcript has a single exon. Gene Ontology annotation, molecular function: translation initiation factor activity. NCBI's taxonomy places the organism in Eukaryota, Fungi, Ascomycota, Pichiomycetes, Serinales, Debaryomycetaceae. Bases 1 to 1728 code for a protein of 575 amino acids. The record is from RefSeq and is a predicted model, not a curated record.
AUGUUUAAGAAAGAUCCCCAGCCAAAAGCCUCGGCCAAUAUCAAGUCUUCCGAGAGAAGAAAACUUCUACAGAAUAUUUGCAAUGUCUAUGGUCUAGUACAAGAUGAGCUAGCAAAAGAAGCCACGGUAGCACUUUUGCCAAACAACACCAAACAGGCUGCCUUUAAGAGUGUCCAAGGCUAUAGCGGUACAAUAUACUCGGACGACAACGAAACACCUACGUGGUUCAAGUCUCGAGACUCCCAAAUCUAUCCAUCAUUGUUCACAGUAUGGAAAUGUCCUUACCUUCUUCCCACUGUGAAAACCCAUCCCCAUGUCAUUGGUGUUUUGGAGGGGGGCGCUGAUUUGAUGUUGCCUGGAACAAUACCGCCUUUUGAUAAACGCUGUGUGAAGGGAGUCGUAGUUGGAGUUGUUGAUAGUGCCAACCCUACUGUGAUCAAAGCUAUUGGUAGAUGUAAACUAAACUUGACACAGUUCGACACAGUAGUCGGAAGAACAGGAGUUGCCGUAGAAAUUCUCCACCAUAUAGACGACGAACUUUACAAGCUUAACAAGUUUGUCGACAUUGACAUUCCGGAAGAACUAGACACCAAAAUACCGUUGAAGGAAGCUGAAUCUGAACUAGCUCCAGAGAAUGAAGACAAUGAAGAAAUCGCACAAGAAAAUAAAGACGAAAUAGUCCCAGAACCUAAGGAAACAGCUGUAAGUCAAGGUACUCAAUCGUAUAAUAUAGAUGACGUGGCUGAACAAGUUAGUCUGCUUACGGUAGAAGAAGUAGACAAUUUCUUUACCAGAUCAUUGUUACAGACAAUAAAACUAGAAGACAUUGAAUUGCCUAUCAUUUCCUCCACCUUCAUGUCUCUCUACAUAUACAAAAAUCUCCCCGUGAUAGACAGCAGCUACUGCAACAUCAAAAGGACCUCCUGGAAAAAAACUUCCAAGUUCUUGAAGGCCAUGGUGAAGUUGAAAUACUUGGAUGUUAAAGGAAAGGACGAAGACUUGACUAUUAUCAAGUUGCUUGACAAGAAGAAUCCUCUUGUGGAGAACUUUGUACCCCACAAGACCAUGGGAAAGUUGAACAGCGCAAGUCAAGGUCCUACCCAAUCAAAGAAAGCAAAUGAAUUGUCUGUGGUGUCGCUUUAUAAACCUACAAACAAGUCGCGAAUGUUCUUCAAUAAGGUAGACCAAGUGUUCAACAAUUACUUCACCUCGUCUGAACUCCGCUCGUUAUUGGAGAAGUAUAUCAAACUGGAGAAUCUUCUGAAUCCUAAGAACCCGAAGACAAUUGUUUUGGACGACAAUCUUCUUUCAAUCACUGGCGGAGAACGAGUUAGCCCCAGAGAUCAAGUGUUUAAGGCGUUCUUAGCCAAUUUCUCUCCUCACUACCAAAUAAAUGAACCAGGAGCAUCUGGUAAGAAGGGAGAAGUCAAGAGAGGUCAACCACCCAAGAUACUUAUCAUAACCGAGAUGAAGAUUGGUAGAAAGGUCAUUACCAGAGUGUCUAAUUUCGAAGACUUUUACAUCAAGCCUCACCUCUUGUCCGAAGAACUCAAGGUGAAAUGCUCAGGUUCAAGCACUAUUGGACCAUAUGUGCAAAAUCCGAAGAUAACCGAGGUUACUGUCCAGGGUCCACAUGGAAAGUUGAUUAUUGAGAUGCUCAAAGAGAAGGGAGUACCAGUGACUUGCAUUGAAUUUCAGGACAAGGUGAAAAAGGGCAAGAAACGUUAG